This is a messenger RNA of Botrytis byssoidea, 1302 nucleotides long. RefSeq lists its product as uncharacterized. The record is from RefSeq and is a predicted model, not a curated record. The coding region runs from base 1 to 1302 and encodes 433 amino acids. The transcript is spliced from 2 exons. Lineage: Eukaryota; Fungi; Ascomycota; Leotiomycetes; Helotiales; Sclerotiniaceae.
AUGCGUUUCGAGGAUGAUGAUGAGAUGAUGGAUUGCGGGGAUGGAUAUGAGGAAUCGUUUUUCACUGCUGUUGAAUGGCCUUCUCAACAAUCUACAUGGCUUUCGCAUUCCAAACCGUUGGUUCGCAGACCGGCUGUGUCUGGCUUCCCGGAUGUGGAAGAGAGUUCUUCAUGGUUUGGGGGGGAUAUUUAUACUAGGCCGCUUGUUCUCAGGCCUGCUAUAUCCGGUGUCUUGGAUGCUGAAAGGGCUUCUUCACAAGUCGUGUGGGGAAAUCGUACUAAGUCGCUUGUCCUCAGACCAGCAGUACCCUGUGUCCCGGCUACUGAAGAGGCUUCUCCACAGGCUAUACAGAAAACUCGUAUGAAGUCACUUUGUUAUAGGCCUGCGAUACGUAGAAAUCCCAAGCGACAUGAUAUUGCAGAAGAGGCGCGAAUCAGGCAACUACAAUCCACACUUCCUUAUCGACCUCGAGUGAAUGAUAAGUCUCACGAUUCAAGACGGAGAUAUAAAGAAGUUGUGAGGAAGUGGACGGAACGCAAGAGAGAACGCGAAGAAAUAGAAAGACGGAAACAAAGCGAAAGCCGAGGAAGUGAUCGAUUUGGAGAUUCACAUCAUGAGAUCGAUCCAGCUAUCAUCAAACAAGAAAUCCAGGACAUACCUGCAGGUAUUCAUCGCGCGGUUGGUAAUGAUGAACACGAAACGCUUCGAGCAUGUAUUCUGCCUAGUAAUGAGUGGCCCAGACUCAAGCCGAUUUCAGAAACCAAAAUUUCGACUGAUACACUGACCUCAGCCCUUGUGGCCGAAAUCAUGAAAGAAAGGCAACAUGUAGAUGAGGUAAAGGAUUUUGUGAACAAGAAGCAUAGCCUUGAAGAGUGGCAGAAUUGGGGUAAAAUCCUAGCGGAGCGAAUAGAUAAGGGGAGAAAAAACUGGGAAGAGUAUAAGGAGAUGAAGAAGAAAGAAGAGUCGAGGGACCAUGGAGGCCAAAAAUCAGACGAAUCAACGAGGGGAGAAUUGGCACGGGGGCCUCUUGUAAUUCAAUCGGUUUACUAUUGUCUAGAAAAGCUUGACAGGGCCCUUGAAGAAGCAGAGAAUCGUUUGCUCAAGACUCAUUGCGAAUCGAAGGAAGCUGAGAAGGAAAGUGCGGAGCAAAGGGCGGCCAAGCUCCGGAAAGAACAGUUUGUAAAGAGACGUGUGCGGGACUACGUUGACUCUGACUCUGAUAACCCGUCGGCUAUGGGGCCGGCAAAGCGCAAGCAAUUACCCCUCCGGCAGAAAAAUACACAAAACAGUCACGCGCGUUGA